AUGCCGCCGCCCACCACCCAGCAACGUUCCGUCGCCCCAGAGACCUUCCUCCUCGACCAGGACGCCCAGCAGAGCCUGCCCCAGGACUCUGUCGUUGCCCUCCAGCAGGUCGACAACCUGAAAUACUUCCUCAUCUCGGCCCCGGUCGACUGGAGCCAGGACCAGUAUAUCCGACGUUUUCUGCUCCCGACCGGCGAAUAUGUCUCCUGCGUCUUAUGGAACAAUCUCUUCCACAUCUCCGGUACCGAUAUCGUGCGAUGUCUGUCCUUUCGCUUCCAGGCAUUUGGCAGGCCUGUGAAGAAUACGAAAAAGUUCGAAGAAGGCAUCUUUUCUGACCUGCGCAAUCUCAAAUCUGGCACCGAUGCCUCGCUCGAAGAGCCUAAGAGCCCAUUCCUCGACUUCCUCUACAAAAAUAACUGCAUCCGCACGCAGAAGAAGCAAAAAGUGUUCUACUGGUACAGCGUGCCACAUGAUCGCCUUUUCUUGGACGCGCUGGAGCGGGACCUGAAGCGCGAGAAGAUGGGCCAGGAAGCAACGACUGUGGCCGUCAGCGAGCCGGCGCUUUCCUUCGAAUUCGACUCCUCGCAGUCCCUCUUCGAGCAGCUCACCAAGGCCCAGCAGAACAACCAGUCGACGUUCAAUGCCCCACCGCAGUCAAUGCCUCCUUCGCAUUCGACCUCGCCCGUUCUUCGAGCAGCCGAUUCCAUGCCCCCGCCUUCCAUGAUUCCUCAACAGCACAUGCCGCCAACUUCGAUGCCUCAGCAAAUGUCUCAACCCAGUAUGCAACCAGACAUGCACGCUGAAUCAUUGACGCAUGUGCCAACGUACUCCCAGAUGGCGAUGCCGCCUAUGCCGUCUCAGAUUCAGAAGACGCGUGAGCAAUCGAUAGGCCCAGUCUUCGAUCGCAACGGUGUCCCCAUUUCGCAAGUUGCAAACAGGCACAGUUCGAUGCCAGCAUACAUGGAGUAUUCACCCGCACCGUCUUUUGUUUCAUCGCAUCUGGGUGAGGACUACAGCCAGCGUGGUUUAUCUUUCGAGCCACUUACUCCACCGCAACAUUCAGUCGGCAUGCCAUCUGAGCCCACCUACAUCGCCAACGAGGACACCGGUCUCUACGCAGCAAUACCUGAUGUCGGCCUUCAGCAACCGUUCAACCCACUCAUGUCUGUUCCACCAAACAUGCCUGGCGCUCACUACCCAUCGUCAAUGUCGCGCAGCUACCAACCGCAGCAGGUCUACUCUGUCCUGGAAGGCUCCCCUACUUACAAGCAACGGCGACGACGGUCCUCACUCACCAACACUGCCGCUGUUACCACUGGUGUUACAUCUGCUGGUGGCGUCACUGCGCAUGCUCACGCUGUGCACCGACCAAGUGAUCUUCGCCGAUCAAUGUCUACGUCUGUCGCGCCACAAGCUAUCCCAGAAGGCCAUGAGGUGUCGUACAAUGACUCGCCGGCAAGCAUGCACACGAAUCAGCACCCCGGGCCCAUGAUGGGCGACCACAAGGAGUUGAUGGAUCUUUCACGUCAUAGCACACCGUCGCAUGCCGUCGAAGGGGCUAUGGACGAGCGGGCGCAUCGUCAGCCAAUGCACAUGGGCAAUGUUCACAGCGAGGACUUUGCGCACGGACACUACAACUCUAGCCCAAGUCAAGACUAUCGCCAUCCUUCUCUCCAACACCAUGCGGUGCAGCGCACUGCCAACGGUGUCUUCCGCAGAGCCCGCAGCGCGACCGUCAGCGAGCUUGGACCAUACCCACAGAAGAGCCACUCAUGUCCGAUCCCCAUGUGUGGUCGACUCUUCAAGCGAUUAGAGCACCUCAAACGUCAUGUUCGUACGCACACGCAGGAGCGACCAUACCUCUGCACCCUCUGCAACAAAGCCUUUUCCAGAUCUGACAACCUAGCACAGCAUCGCCGCACGCACGAGACUAGCGCUGAUGGCUCAGCACCGUCCGAAGAAGAAAUGGAAGAGGAACGUGACGCAAUGGCUGAGGCGGAAGAUGGCCCAGAAUUGGACGACGCGUCCUACCAAGCCGCCAUUGCAAUGACGACCGGCCAGGACCUCCCAGGCGUCAUGCCCACGCACAUCGAUAUGCGCAGCUUGAACCACGCCGAGAUGGGACCUCCACAUCAGAUGGUGACGACUGGCGACUACCAGUAA
Zasmidium cellare ATCC 36951 is the source of this 2163-nucleotide messenger RNA. RefSeq lists its product as uncharacterized. Gene Ontology annotation, biological process: regulation of DNA-templated transcription; sexual reproduction. Lineage: Eukaryota; Fungi; Ascomycota; Dothideomycetes; Mycosphaerellales; Mycosphaerellaceae. The record is from RefSeq and is a predicted model, not a curated record. Bases 1 to 2163 code for a protein of 720 amino acids. Gene Ontology annotation, cellular component: Tec1p-Ste12p-Dig1p complex; nucleus; Ste12p-Dig1p-Dig2p complex. Gene Ontology annotation, molecular function: DNA-binding transcription factor activity. The transcript is spliced from 3 exons.